AUGCCUCCUGUUGGCCCUCGAUCCGGUGACGCAAUCUUCGCUAACGUUGAACGCGUGAAUGCGGAGCUGUUUACGUUGACGUAUGGUGCAAUCGUGCGCCAGCUGCUCACGGACCUUGAGGAGGUUGAAGAGGUUAACAAGCAGCUCGACCAAAUGGGCUAUAAUAUUGGAAUUCGAUUAAUCGAUGAGUUUCUCGCAAAAUCUAAUGUAUCUAGAUGUGUUGACUUCAAAGAAACUGCUGAAGUGAUUGCAAAGAUUGGUUUUAAAAUGUUCUUGGGGGUCACUGCAUCUGUUACGAAUUGGGAUGCUGAUGGAACAUGUUGCAGCAUUGUUCUGGAGGACAAUCCUCUGGUAGACUUUGUUGAGCUUCCAGAUACUUGUCAGGGUCUGUACUAUUGCAACAUCUUGAGUGGAGUUGUAAGAGGUGCCUUAGAAAUGGUAUCAAUGAAGACUGAAAUCAGUUGGAUCCGUGAUAUGCUUCGAGGUGAUGAUGCAUUUGAAUUGCAAGUUAAACUACUCAAGCAAGUUCCAGAAGAGUACCCAUACAAAGAUGAUGAGUAA
Prunus armeniaca (apricot) is the source of this 561-nucleotide messenger RNA. The record is from the annotation of a GenBank genome assembly. Lineage: Eukaryota; Viridiplantae; Streptophyta; Magnoliopsida; Rosales; Rosaceae.